This is a messenger RNA of Sparassis crispa, 1539 nucleotides long. RefSeq lists its product as hypothetical. Bases 1 to 1539 code for a protein of 512 amino acids. Gene Ontology annotation, molecular function: telomerase RNA binding. Gene Ontology annotation, biological process: telomerase catalytic core complex assembly. The record is from RefSeq and is a predicted model, not a curated record. NCBI's taxonomy places the organism in Eukaryota, Fungi, Basidiomycota, Agaricomycetes, Polyporales, Sparassidaceae. The transcript is spliced from 4 exons.
AUGUUUCCUUUUCUUCCACGGAAAAUCGCGCAGUCCUCGAAAACUGUGCGCGCACCAGCAGCGUCCAACCGUCCGACGACGAUCCCACAGACACCCGUAACCCAAGAAAACAUACAAAACGCGUCAGAUUCCCAAGCUAAAGGGAAAGGGAAGGAGAAAGUGGAGGACAAUAGCCUAUCUGAGGACGACUAUGCCAUCCUCGUUAUGCUGUCUCUGUCCGACCAUAUUAUUUGGGCUGACGCUGAUCUGAGGAGGACUAUAACUUCUGGUGACGAAGGGUACAUUCCGUUGAGAUAUCUCAUGCGUCAUUCACCAUUCUUGUCGAACUUGACACCUUCACCUGUUGAAGCCGUGUUAGCGAAAGCAAUACGCACUCAUACUAGCGACCACCUAGAUGUUCGCAUGUUAGUCUCAGAACCAUCGCGUUCAUCAUGGCGUGGAAAGGAUACAACCGAAGAUGAUGUGGGAGGGUUCGAAGUGAGAAGGAAAACGUGGCGGACAGUUCUGCAAGUGGCUCGCAAUUAUGCCAGGCAUGAAUGGGAGUCUAGAACGAUUUACAUGGAGAACAUUCCAUUUCAACACCGAAGCAUUGCCGGGAUCUACAGGUUCACCGAGUCGUUGCUAGCAGCCUCCUCGUCGUAUUCAGGGACAGCACAGCCCGUACAGAGUAUCCUGCUUCCGCCGCACCGCCAAGACAAACCUGGCGAUCAGCCUAAGUGCAAGGGCUUCGCCAUCGUAAUUUUCCUACAUCUCGAGAGCGCAGAGUUACUUCUCUCUCAGUGGCCCUGGAGUCCAAGACGACUAGAUGAACGCGGCGUAAAACAUGUCCAAGAAGUUGGGGAAGCAGUCAAAUUUGGCUUCCGUACACUUCGAAAAACGCAAUGGGACAGGUUGAAAGAGGAAUAUCUACUCUACCGCCAGAUGCUCCUCGAUGAGAUCGCUCAAGUAGAAGUCCACGAACAGCCAACCGUGGAGGUUCAUGCGCAACCGCAAUUCUUUGAUACGGCGGAUAACACUCUCAGUGAAGCGCCUGCCAGUCCAAUGCACUCUGCGCCGUACCCUCAGGGCUGUCUCGUAUUCGUGCGUAACGUACACCCAGAGACGAACAAGACCACCCUGCGCACCCUGUUUUCUCAGGCAUUUCUUGGUUCCUCUUCAGGCAUGGACCAGUUAGAUUACGUUGACUUCAACAAGGGCAUGAAGACGUGCUACCUCCGUCUCACUACGCCCCACCACACUGAAGUGCUCACAAAGUUCUUCGCCAUAAAUCCGAAGAUUCAAAGCCUGGGUCUGGACAGCAGUGGCACUGACGCCAGCGCAAUGAAUAAGGACAAGACGAUCGCCAUGGAGGUCGUCGAUGGCACCAGAGAAGAGUUGUAUUGGACGAAGGUGCCGGAAAAGGUGCGUCGACAGGCUGUCGAGAAGGCGUUUGCGAAGGCUCUACCCCACGAAGGUACGGAUGCUACAGGAGAAUACCACGAUGCAUCCGAGCAGACGGAAGUGAAACGCAAACGGAAGCGCGGGAAACACAACGGUUAA